AUGACCGUCACAGCUGAUAUCAACGGAAAACGCUACAACGCCACGUUCCCAGGGGCAACUUCAAUUUCUACUGCAAAAUCGUGUACAUAUGUUGAUGGGAAGUACACGGAAGAGUUCUGUAUCAGUGUCAACAAUGAGACGUAUGUUUACAAGACGGUUGACGGCAAAACAACUGUCACGUCAAGCGGCACAGGACAAACAGUCAGAGAUCCCUUCCAAGUCACCUCGAUUGAAUCGAUAGCACCAGCACCUAGGCUUGGCCCAAAGUAG
Haemonchus placei is the source of this 270-nucleotide messenger RNA. NCBI's taxonomy places the organism in Eukaryota, Metazoa, Nematoda, Chromadorea, Rhabditida, Trichostrongylidae. The record is from the annotation of a GenBank genome assembly.